Molecule: messenger RNA, 1412 nt
Organism: Colossoma macropomum (tambaqui)
Lineage: Eukaryota; Metazoa; Chordata; Actinopteri; Characiformes; Serrasalmidae
Product: midasin AAA ATPase-domain containing protein
Exons: 1
Coding region: 117-1391 (424 amino acids)
Source: RefSeq, a predicted model, not a curated record
ACUGCCACUGAAAAGAAGAGAGUAUAUUGACUGAAGAAAAACUGAAGGAUGACAGAGCAGGAGAGAUUACAUUAGAAGAGGAAUCAGGUGUAGCAGUGGCUGAAAGUAAAGCAGAAAUGUGUACAAGUGAAAGUGAAAAACAUAAAGAGCAUCAGAAGAGUGUAACAACUGGCCACGAGGAGGCUGUCCAGGAAAGCUCAGCUGAAGAAAAGACACCAAUUAUCACCAGCAGAAGUCUCAGGCGGAGAACAGUAACAGUCAUAUCAACACCACAAAGAAAAUCUAAACGUCUUCAAAAUACAGAGGUGGAAGUGGCAGAGGAUGAAAAUGUACAGAUGACUGAGGUUAUGGAGAAAAUUGAUAAGAACAGCAUUGAAGAAAAAGAAGAAAACAAAGAUGAAAAGAUGGAGGCUGAGGUCAGUGCUGUACCAAAUGAUGAAGAUAGAGUUCCAGAGUCAUCUGUCAUAGACCAAGGCCAGAUGGAGGUGGUAGAAGAAGUAGAACAUGUGAAAGAGACCAGCACUCCUCAGGAAAUCCCAGGUAAUGAAGAAUCAACAAUAAAAGAACUCAGUGAAUCAGAUCUUGCUGAUAAAACAGAAGUUGCUGACAGUUACCCUGCUAAAGUUGUAAAAGAUGCUGAAACAGAAGAAAACAAAGAUGAUGUGAUUGAGGCUGAAGACAGUACCAUAUCAAAGGAUGAAGACAGAGUUCCAGAUUCAACUGAUACAGACCAAGGUCGGAUGGAGGUGGAGGGACCAGCCGUAGAAAUGAUACCUGGACAGGUUGAGCAGAAAGCAGAGGAAGCCACAGCAGGUUUGAAACUGCAGAAAGCUUCUGUUGUGCUUGUGGAUUUCAACAAAGUUCCCCCUAAACAAACAAUAGACAGUGUAACUGCUAAAGAAGCAUCACAGCCUCAGGAAGAGUUAUGCCAAGAACUUGUUGCGUCUGCAGAUAUCGCAUACAUAGAGCAGAGUAAAGCAGAGGAUGAAGGUAUGAAACAGACAGAAACUCAGACUGAAUCAGCUGAAAAAGAACAAGCAGAUGAAGACGUAGUGAAAAUUGCAGAAAGUGAAAAUGUAGAAACAUUUAAGAAUAAAAGUGCUGAGGGCACUUCUGAAAUAAGAGAUAAUAAUGAUGAAAACAUGGAGACUGAGGGAGAUGGUGUAAAAGAAGAUGAAGACAGAGUCCCAGAGUUGAUACCAGAGGUGGAACCUGUGAAAGAGACUAGUACUCUUCAGGAAAUCCCAAGUAAAACUCAAAUCCAGGAGCCAAGUCAAGCUGAUGAAGAGAAACCAGACACUGAAACUGAAGAGGAAUUUUCAGAUUUGGCACACAAAGCAGACAAAGAAAACAAGAAGACAAUGAAAGACCAGAAGUUGGAACCCCGGUAAGGCGUUCUAGACGAUUUGCAG